This is a messenger RNA of Fomitopsis serialis, 1111 nucleotides long. RefSeq lists its product as uncharacterized. The record is from RefSeq and is a predicted model, not a curated record. Gene Ontology annotation, molecular function: protein binding. Bases 67 to 981 code for a protein of 304 amino acids. NCBI's taxonomy places the organism in Eukaryota, Fungi, Basidiomycota, Agaricomycetes, Polyporales, Fomitopsidaceae. The transcript has 4 exons.
GAGUGCGCGGAAGAAGUCCCGGAGCAAAGAGACUUGCCUGUUCGGGUGACCUGGGAGGUGACGUCAAUGACCAAUCCGCGCGCCCACUGUGCCAUCCGCUCCCCCCGCUGUACAGCUUAUAACCAGCGUCGCCCUUCUCGCUUUCCCCCAUUACAACCAUCUCUGCAUCUUUAUCUGCACUUCACUCUUAUCAUUUCGAAGAACUACACGUCGUCCAGCAUGAGUCUCCUGCAAGACGUCCUCCGCACCCAAACUAUCGAUCAGAACGGGAACACGUUCUCGAUCACGGAACGUCUGCAGACGCAGCGUUCAGACCAAGAGAGCGACGAUGAGAUAGUCGGCGUGGUCUCUGCGCCUGGCACUCGCCCCGCGUCGCGAACUCCUUCACGUCCAUCGUCCCCGGGCCCUCGGAGCGCUGCUCGUCGGCCGUACCAGGCGGUGUCUUUGUCGACGACAUUGCCGAGUGACCCUCUAAGGGCGCUCCCGACGGACCUUUCCCAGCGCAUCUUCGCGCAGCUGUCGAUCAGGGACCUCGCGCGCUGCUCGCGGGUAUCCAAGAAGUGGAAUAGGAGUCAGACACUGAACUAUGUCUGGUUCCAGCAUUAUCGCAAGGAGAACUUCCACGACGAUAGUUUGCCGCCUGGCAAGUGGACGAAGCGCGAAUCGAAGCAGAACUGGCGGACAACCUACCUCCAGACAGUUGCCUCUCGCGAUUCCGACACGCUUGGGCCCGUCUACCACUCGUACUCCGGCCGGUCCACCCCAGGGGGUUCCGGCGCGCAGACGCCACGCGAGCUGCGCGAAGACAAGUGGCGCUCGGAGACCGAGGGUGAGGCACGUCCGUCGAAGAAUGAGAUGCGCGAGAUGUACAAGGAGCUGAAGGGCCGGAAGGCCAAGAGCAAGUUCAAUGUCGGCGCUGGCGCCGGCGUGCGUGAUAGGGGUGGAUGGGCAGAAGGUGGUGAGGAAGGCCUGUACGAGUAGGAGCCUGUACGUGUAGAACGCGUGCUCUGGCUCAUGUACGAUGCGGAACUGGUAUAUAUACAUAUGUACACAUACAAGAUCAACUGUGUCUUUGUGUGGGUGCCGCCGGACAGAAUACUUGAGAAUCACC